AUUUUCUAAAUCAUCAUGAGCAGCAUUCAAAAGCCCCCAAAAUGCUACCAAACGAGGCGAAUCACUUUGUCAGCUUGCCACAGACUUCAUAGCCCAUAUUUAUCUGACGAAAUGAACCAGGAAGUUUUUGGCAAAUGCAACCAUCCUAAUGGUCACGGACAUAAUUACAUAAUUAAAGUGACGUUGUUUGGGGAAAUCGACAAAACGACUGGAAUGCUAAUGAAUCUCACCCAUUUGAAGAAGUACAUGGAAGCGGCUAUAAUGAAACCGAUGGAUCAUAAGAACAUUGACAAAGAUAUAGAGUAUUUCAAAGAUAAACCGAGCACAACCGAGAAUGUGGCCGUUUAUUGUUGGAAGCGUAUGCAGGAAAUUAUGGACCAUCCUGAAUGGUUGCAUGAGGUUGAGAUCCAUGAAACAGAAAACAAUAUUGUACGAUACAGGGGUGACUGAAUAUUAAUGGUAUAAACACUUAUUUCUCCAA
This is a messenger RNA of Dendroctonus ponderosae (mountain pine beetle), 481 nucleotides long. It is a transcript of the gene purple, whose product is annotated as 6-pyruvoyl tetrahydrobiopterin synthase. Lineage: Eukaryota; Metazoa; Arthropoda; Insecta; Coleoptera; Curculionidae. The record is from RefSeq and is a predicted model, not a curated record. The coding region runs from base 16 to 450 and encodes 144 amino acids. The transcript has 3 exons. Gene Ontology annotation, cellular component: mitochondrion.